Numida meleagris (helmeted guineafowl) is the source of this 4464-nucleotide messenger RNA. RefSeq names its product regulating synaptic membrane exocytosis 3 (gene RIMS3). Gene Ontology annotation, cellular component: presynaptic membrane; cytoskeleton of presynaptic active zone. The transcript has 7 exons. NCBI's taxonomy places the organism in Eukaryota, Metazoa, Chordata, Aves, Galliformes, Numididae. Gene Ontology annotation, biological process: positive regulation of synaptic transmission; regulation of synaptic plasticity; regulation of membrane potential. The coding region runs from base 2897 to 3826 and encodes 309 amino acids. Gene Ontology annotation, molecular function: transmembrane transporter binding; small GTPase binding. The record is from RefSeq and is a predicted model, not a curated record.
UGAUCUCGCGAGAUCUCGGCGGGGCGGGAAGCAGUUGGGCUGGGGGCGGGACCGCCUGCGCUCGGGAGCAGCGGGGCUGGGCCGCAGGGAGCGGGGCACUCAGCGCCUUGGCCCUGUCCUAGGCCUGCGCUGGGCUCCUGCAGGUCCGAGGUCCGGCCUUGUGCACGGUCGGGCCCGGGGAGCUGCUCCUCCAGGGCUUGGGCAGUGGAAUUUCCAGCUCUGCUGGCACAGUCUGCAGAUCCGUCCCAGUGAGAUCUCCGAGCUGUCCGACUUCCAUCAUGGGCCCCGAUCUGUCCUCGCUGGGCACCUUCCUGCUGCUCACCAACCCGCACUGGAGCAGAGCAACCUGUCUUGCUGCACGGGAACCGCGGUUGCUGCUCCAGGAUGUGCCAUGCCAAGCUGACUCACACAGCUUUACUGUUCUUACCGUGAAAAAGCGCGUCCUGCAAAGAUAAUAUUGCCUCCCUAUGGUGCCCAAGUUGUUUGCAUCCAGUUUGCAACUAGAAAGGUACAGCAGCUCUGGCACAUGCUGUGCGCCCUGCGUGGGAGGAGGAAGAGCACUGCAGCCUGCAGCAAUCAGGCAGAUGCAUGACAUUUGUAGGAAGCAGGACAGACCUCCUCGGCCACGUUUGUUGGGGCUUCAGAGCUAGGUUGCCCUCAAGGCUGCGUGUUGGCACCCAGUGCAGCAAACUCCUGCAGCUUUAUUGCAAUUCUUGCAACUUUGAGAUUUGGGGACACUCACAAGGCAUAGCAGCCAAGAGAAAUAAGAGAUAUUCCACAGUUUUUUCUUCAAAAAUAUUUUUCCCCUCCCAAUUCUCUCUAUUUCUAAGCUAGUCUCCUUUCAUUGCAACGAUAUUCUGCAAAGCUAUCCAGCCCCUUGCUGAAAUGACUCAUUUAUAAAUCAAUUAGCCAGAACUGCUGCUGGCUGCCGCGGAGCCCAGCUGCCCAACCAGCCAGCUGUUUCCCUGCUGAAGGAGGGGAUUCUGCACAGCACCCACCCCUCCUCCUACUGAAUCCCUUUGUGUGCCGUUGCCCUGUGCCCGUGAUGCUCCAUUUCCUUCCCACCUGCUCUCGGCAGCAAUGCAUGCAUUAUCUGGGGCGCUUUGGCUUCCCCAAGGAUCACAGCCAUCUGCAGGCACAGAGAUCUCCGUGUCAGCCUGCCUGGAACGUGGAGGAGCCAAGAAAAAUGAGAAAAAAAAACAAAAACAAUGCAAAAAAAAAAAAAAACCCAAAAAACAAAAAAACCCACAACAGCUUUUUUUCCACUCUCUGGUUUAUUGGUGCUUGUGUAAUUUCUUUUGGUGGUUUGUUGAUUUCGCGCUUACUGACAUCUGCUACCUGCUCAGCCAGGGCCUCCUGCGCCAGCAAUGAGACCCAGAGGAGCUGUUCUGCACCGACUGCAGCCUCGAGCCGGCUUUCAGGAGGGCUGGGUUUGUUUGACACUUAUGAAAAUUGGAUGCUACAGCAGAGGUUGCACUCCUGGCCUCUUUCCCAGCAGUCAGCCCUCUCCCAUCCCACCUGGCUCCCGUUACAGCAGUCCUCUGCACUAAUCCCAAACCAGCUGUUGCUUUGGGGCAAGCAUCCCCAAGCAAAGAAAUGCAUAGAAAAGAAAAAGCUGGAUGUAAACAAUGUACUGAGAUCUGCCUGGACACGGACACGCUGCCUUGUAGAGCUCGGAGAAAAAAAAAAAAGAAGCCAUUUUGGGUCAGAUGUGGCGGCUUUUUGUUCCAGCAGGUUGCCUCCUUUGGGUGCAGGGAGCCCUGCAGCGAGCAGCUGAGCUCCCUGUGGGUGCAGGACCUGAGCCUGCUGCCCACAGCCCCUGCAACACCGUAAAGCUGAGCCCCGCUGAUCUUCUUAGAUCGCCCUUACGGGAGUAAUCACAUUAAACAGCCCCUUCCACCGACACAACACCAAAACGCAAAGGAGAAGGUGGUGAGAAGCUGACAAAGCUGAGCUCCUUAGAGAAUUAAGGGCCAGCCUCAAGGGGCUGAGCCCUGCUAGGAUCCCAGGGCAGGAGCCCACGGCACCCUGCCUGGGGAGCAGGAGAGCAGAGAGGCGGUCAGGGAGCUCUGGGCCAACCCGAGUGAAAUCUUUGUUGUUCUUUAAGUGUUGCCACAAAACUCAGCGUUCUAUCCUCGAAACACAGCAGUCAAAAAAACCCGAACGCUGGAAGGAGCGGCUUUCCACCAUCGAGGCCUGUGUUUUCAGCACCUCUUCCCCAGAAACAACGUGUUCCCAGAACAACGCUGUCCCCACAAAGCUGCAGAUCUGCUUUGAUGAAAUUGCCUUUCCCGAAGAGAUAUUUCCAGCCAGUUUUUCUAAAUAUUACUCAUAAAGGCCCCCCUCCAGACAACCUCUCUCCCUCCCCGACUUUGUUUAUAUGCUUUGAAUUCUGUUAGGAAACCGUCUCCCUACUUCAGCUCUGUUUUAUCCAAGUUUCCAUAUUUAGUUCUUUCAGCUAUUCCUGCUCCUUCCCCAGCCUUCCCGUGCCCGGCGCCGGGACCUGCCGUGUCCCCGCCGUCCCCUUCCCUUGCAGCACCCCGAGGGGAUUUUCUCCCCCAUCCUCUCUGCACCCACAAAUGCCCAUUGCACUUUGCCACCUGCAAACCUCAGAUCACCCCCUGGACAUCGCUGGAGUUUUGCCCGCAAGCGCCGGGACCCCCGCGCCGUGCAGUGGGGAGCGCAGGGCAAUCCGAGCCCGCUGUUAUUCGAGGGAGAGACAGAGUUAAAGUCGGCGAAGGAGGGUUUCCUCGUGGCACGUGGCUGCCAUGUCAAAGGGUGAGCAGCCCGCGGAGGGAACGCAGGGAGAGCGCUGGAGGAAUUCACCAUGAGCGAAAAGAGAAGCGGCUCCGGGGGACAUUAGUGUUUGCCUUUGGGGAGCCAAGCUGAUCCCACCAUGUUCAACGGGGACGCCGGCUCGUCGGCGGGCAGGAAUGUGGUGCGCAGCUCCAGCAUCAGCGGCGAGAUGUACAGCGUGGAGAAGAGCGCGCGGGGCAGCGCCGACUCCGUCAGCAUCACGGCCAGCAAGAAGCGGCGCUCCAGCCUGGGCGCCAAGAUGGUGGCCAUCGUGGGGCUGUCCCAGUGGAGCAGGAGCACGCUGCAGCUCAACCAGAGCGAGGGCGGCCCCAAAAAGCUGCGCAGCAACAUCCGCCGGAGCACGGAGACCGGCAUCGCGGUGGAGCUGAGGACCAGGGUCACCCGGCAGGGCAGCCGCGAGUCCACCGACGGCAGCACCAACAGCAACAGCUCGGACGGCACGUUCAUCUUCCCCACCACGCGGCUGGGAGCCGAGAGCCAGUUUAGUGACUUCCUGGACGGGCUGGGCCCCGGGCAGCUGGUGGGGCGGCAGACGCUGGCCACCCCCCCGAUGGGCGAUGUCCACGUGGGCAUGGCGGACCGCAGCGGGCAGCUGGAGGUGGAGGUGAUCCAGGCACGGGGCCUCAUCCCGAAGAUGGGCUCCAAAUCCAUCCCCGCCACCUACGUGAAGGUGUACCUGCUGGAGAACGGCGUCUGCCUGGCCAAGAAGAAAACCAAAGCGGUGAAGAAAACCUGCGACCCUUCCUUCCAGCAGGCGCUGCUCUUCGAGGAGAGCCCCCAGGGCAAAGUCCUGCAGGUGAUCGUGUGGGGCGACUACGGGCGCAUGGACCACAAGUGCUUCAUGGGCAUGGCGCAGAUCGUCCUGGAGGAGCUCGACCUCUCCAGCGCGGUGGCGGGCUGGUACAAACUCUUCCCCACCUCCUCGCUGGCCGACUCCAGCAUCGGGCCGCUGGCGCGCCGCCUCUCCCAGUCCUCGCUGGAGAGCUCCACCAGUCCCUCCUGCCCAUAGCCGGGCGGGGAGAGCCGUCCCGACCCCCAGGACUGUGAGCGGAUGGCUGUAAAUAUCCCAUCCUUUUUUUUUUUUUUUAAUUUUAAAGAUCUCCGUCCCGACGUGACCCUGCUCCCGGCCCGCUCCCUCCCGGGGCUGGGAGCACGGAGACGCCGUUCCCUUCCUUCCAUCUCGCUCCCUGCCCUGCGAGGAGCGGGGAGCAAACAGAGACUCAGCAGAAGAAUCCAACUCAGCACUACUUUUCGUUCCAAGGAAUGUAGCAUCUUCUCUUAUGUAGCUUGCCACGUGCUAACGACACUCACUGCAAUACCCGAGAGGCUCCGGGCGGAGCGGGCGCAUCCCGUUGGUUUCCCAGCACCGACCCCGCAGCACCGGCGCCCGUUUUCCUCCUUGUUUCGGUAACGUUUAGCCUGUGACCAGUGACAUUGCCAAAGCGACGGCGCACCGCGGUGCCCCCGCCUCCCCCCCAUCCUCGCGUCCCCGGGGGGAGCAUCUCAAGGGCAGCUCCCGCUGCGCUGCAAGUGGGGAGACGACGGAGAGGCGCCGAGCAAAGGACGCGGCGACGCUGAGCGCCUGGGUGUUUGUGUCCUGUUGGUCUGUGUGUGUGCGUGUCCCUGUUGUUUGUUUCUCAAGCAGCA